AUUGAGCUGAACCAAUGUCUCCUGCAGUGUAUGUGUUAUACAGGUGUAAGUGCUGGGACUGGGUGCUAGUAAGGUGGCUAGUAAGGUGACUAAUGGUGUGCAGUGGUGUGCAGUGCUGUGCAGGGGAGGUGAGGAGAGGACAGAUCACCUGCAGGCUGCAGCACAAUAUCUCUCUCACAGGCUCAGCAUCGUGUUUGUUUUCAUUAGCUGAGGGACUGUCUGUAGAGAGGGGCCAACCCCCAGCCCCCAGCUCCUGCCAAACCCAACAUCUCUCCGGGUCCCACACAUCUUCCCACUGACACUGAGGAGGCAUCAGCUGCACCCUGAUCAGCACAAGCACCACGCAGGAUCCCGAGCGCUUAUUGCUGUCUGUCGCUGCUGCUGCUGCUGACUCUCAUCUCGCAUGCUGCAAGCAACAGUGGGGCUCCGUAUAUGGAAAUUGUGGGGUGCAGAACAGACGAAAGUGCCUAUCCUUUCCGACCAGCAGCAGCCAUGCUCUUCCACGGGAUAACCGGGGGCCACAUCCAAGGCAUCAUGGAAGAGAUGGAGAGGAGGUCCAAGUCCGCCGACAGCCGCUUGGCCAAGGGUAUCCAGGUCAAUGGCAGAGAAACUAGAAUGCCUUCCCUGAGUCCUGAGAAGCCUGCACUGUGUGCUGGGUGCGGGGGCAAGAUCUCAGACAGAUACUACCUCUUGGCUGUGGACAAGCAGUGGCACCUGCGCUGCCUGAAAUGCUGCGAAUGUAAGCUGGCCCUCGAGUCGGAGCUGACCUGCUUUGCCAAGGAUGGCAGUAUAUAUUGCAAGGAGGACUAUUACAGAAGGUUUUCGGUGCAGAGGUGUGCCCGUUGCCAUCUUGGCAUUUCAGCCUCAGAGAUGGUAAUGAGAGCACGGGAGUCCGUCUACCACUUGAGCUGCUUUACCUGCACAACCUGUAACAAGACCUUAAGCACCGGGGAUCACUUUGGCAUGAAGGAAAACCUUGUCUACUGCCGGAUUCACUUUGAGCUUCUUGUCCAGGGGGACUUCCAUCAGCAGUUAAAUUACUCGGAGCUCUCAGCCAAGGGUGGGGGACUGGCAGCCCUGCCGUAUUUCAGCAAUGGGACAGGCACAGUGCAAAAGGGGAGGCCACGAAAGAGAAAGAGCCAGGCUUUGGGUGUGGACAUCAUCAACUACAGUUCAGGUUGUAACGAAAAUGAGACAGAUUUGGAUCGGGACCAGACAUACCCUCCUUCUCAAAAGUCGAAACGCAUGAGAACCUCUUUCAAACAUAACCAGCUCCGUACAAUGAAGUCCUAUUUUGCCAUUAACCACAAUCCAGAUGCAAAAGAUUUGAAACAACUGGCCCAGAAAACUGGAUUAACAAAGAGAGUCCUGCAGGUUUGGUUUCAAAACGCACGAGCAAAAUUCAGAAGGAAUCUUUUGCGCCAGGAGAAUGGGGGAGGCGAUAAAGUUGAAGGUCACUCUCUCAGCGCUCCAGCAUCUGCAGAGAGUGCUGCACUAACGCCAACCGGUGCCACGUCCACAUUAUCAGACCUCACCAGCCCCUCCCUCAAUGUCGGGGCAUCUGUAACCCCAAAUAUGGACACCCGUGAGUCCGGGAGCCCUUCUCAAACAACACUAACCAACCUUUUUUAACAUCUGCUGCGGUUCUACACUUGCUGUCCCAUAUGAAUAUUUCCACAAGACUGCAUUAUUAUUCUUCUUAUUUUUUUUUUCUACCAUCCAUUGAAAUACACUUCAAAAUAUUUUGGAAGAAAGAAGAAAUUUAAGGUAGACACUCAGUGAAGCAAAUGCAGAAGAUAGGCUUCUGUUGUGUUGCUGUUCACAGAAAAUUUGACAGUCUGCAGGAUGAAGGUGGUAACAUGAACUCUCUGAUUUGGGAAGGUAUAUAUCUAGAAGGGCAGAGCAUGGAAGGAUGCAAGAUACCGACAAUCCCUCAAAAACAUUUGUGUGAAAUCUUGCAUAUAACCUAUUACUGAAAAAUAUUACCCUUAUUUCAAUGUCAGUGCAGGGGAUAUUCACUUACAUUUCUCUCUUUUGUCAAUUUCUCUCACUGUGAAUUUAUAUAUGACCAUUAAUUCGUAUUGCUGGGACUGCAGCUUGACUGCUGUCAGAGACCUGCCACAACAUAAAUUGAUUUUCUUUUCGUGUGUCCAUCUCGCUAGCUCCAAGUUGGUCUCUCUAUACUUUUCAGGAAGAAAAAUAAUUGUAGUAAAUUGCCCUUUUUAUUAGAAUUUGUCCAGAGCUGACUUCCUACUUCCUAGGAAGCUAAAAACAAUUCUGUUGCGCACCUCUUUCACAAAUGUCCGACUUUUCUCUCUUACUUCCUCCAGUGAGCCUGUCUCUGUUCUCCUCUCUAUAAUUAUGUUAAAUGUCCUUUGACAUUUCUGCAGAAAAGACCUGUUCUCUAGAUUUUGCUCUGCCUUUAAUAGCAAUUGGGCAAUGACUGGAUGCACAAAAAAUGACAUGUAAGUUAAUGACACGAGAUAUCAGUGUCAUAUUUUUCUUUUAUGUUGAAAACAAUCAAAUGAGGUAAGGGUUACAUUCAAAUUCACACAUCCUUAAAAGUGCCUCUAAACAAUUGUAUAUUACUUAUUUCCAUUAUCUUGAAAAAUAAAUGAGCAAAAAUAAAUCUUGUUAAUAACAUAAAAAUUAUAUAAUUUCAGCCUGAAACAAUAAUUUUCUGUAUUAAUAUAUGCACGUUCAUAUUAAAAUAAUUGACAUUCUGGAAAAAAAAAACUUCAGCACAUCAAGAAUUUACCAAGAAACUUUUUACUUUUUCAAAUGAACAUGAAAUAGCAUUAGUUAAUUUACGCUAUUUUUUUUUCUGAUGCGAUAAAAGAUAUAGACAAUGUUUUAUAUAUUUUCAGGAAAAUCAAUUACUUUCUCAUUUCAUUUUUUGACAAUUAUUAUUUUCCAUAAAAUUUAGGAGGCAGGCAGACGUAAUAUUUUUAAUAUCAAGUACAUUUUUAAAAAUAAAAAUUGGAUGUAUAUUCAUGGCAUUUUAAGUUUGAGCAAUUUUAGUUUUUCAGAUGAAAUGGAAAUAAGCAAAAUACGAUUUUGUAAAAAAGUUUUGCGAACAGUGAGGUUUUUUUCCAUUGAUUUUUUUUGGUAUUGGAUAGAUUGUACCAGACAAACAUUAAAUAUUUCUAAUAUAUAAUAUUUUUGUUACUUUUGUAUAAAAAAUCAAUAUCUUAUGUGCAAAUGAGCAUUGUUUACUUUUUCAAAUUGGGUGCUUGCUUAAAACAGACCCAGAAAAAGCAGAAUGUUUAUUUCUUUUGUUGUAUCUUGUGAAAUAUGUACAGUUUUACAAAGUGCACACAUAUUUAAAAUAAAUGCAAAAGCUUUUUAAAAUCUGAAACUUUUUUUUUGUUGCUUUUUUCAAUAAAGAGGCUAGUGGUUUUGUACUGUAGCUGUGUGUGUUCUAAUAAGGCUUAUGUCUUAUUAUGCUCAAAAUGCUCCCAAUGAACAUCAAUUUUUAACUUAUAGUCUGCCUGAUAUUGAUGUGUUUUAUUUUAAGGCCCACAAUCUUGUAGGAACGUGGCAUUUCUUUUUGAUUAGAGAGCUGGUGCAUUAUAAACUAUAUUUCAUCAUGGAUACAACAAAAUAUUAUAAUGGAUUGGGUAUUUUUAUAACUAUGAAAAUCAAGCUGUAAAAGCAAUGAGAUGAUUGAUCACAGGCCUGUGGACUGGGAUAUAUUUCAUUGCCUUGUACAGCACACUAUAUCUGAAUAUAAGGCAAAUGGUUUUGACAUUGGUGAAUGUUCAUUUAUUUAUAUAUGAAACUAUUGUGUUCCAUUGCUUUCAAUCUGCAUCCUGACAGAAUGUUUUUGCCCAUUGACGUAGUGGUUUGUGUUGAGGGAUUUAUAUACAAAUUGCUAAAAGUUUUCCUUCAUGCUGCACUCUAUACAAACAAUUAAACAAAUGACUAACUGUAAGAGAGACUGGACAUGUGCUAGACAAAAGGUUGAGUUUUGAAAUGAACACAAUAUACAGUCAAAUAUCCUUUGAUAUUUCAGUUUUUUUCUUAAUUGUAUCAUACAAUGCCAUACAGCUGCAGUUAUGAAUCGUAAGUCAUGGUAGUUUAGGGCUACAUUUUUUAAACCAGGCCUUAAUAUACAACAUAAUAUUGAAUAAGUAAUCUGCCUGUUAUAUCUAUGCUAAAUCCCAACAUACUAUCGCUAUUUAAUUCAUGCCACAUUGUGUUUACGCACCGGUUCCCAAAUAUUUAUAAUGUAAAAAUAAUAUAUAUAUAUUUUAACUUUUGCUAACCCCCUUGAAGGUACUUCAAGCAUUUUGCUGGCUUAACAGUAGACACACACUAAAGAAAAUAGACAUUAAAAAACACCACACUGAAGUAUUUAUAGGUAUUUGAUUCCACAAGAAAAGAGGAAACAAAUCUCCUAAAAUGCCCUUAAAUGCUUCCAAAUAUAGAACUUUCUUAAAAAUGUAAGUUGACUUCACAUUUGUUUUAUCUCUCUUUCAAUACAAACUACUAUUUUCGAUUAAAAAAAAUAAAAAGUGAGAUCAGUAGAUGUAAUCUAACUUGAUUUCAUGAAACUCCUUUGGCAAGUUAAAUAUUAGACUGAAUACAGCUUUUUUUUUACAAAGUAAUAUGGAUAGACAGUCAUUUCUGAGUAUGAGCAAUAUGCGCGUCAAUUAGAUAUUUGUCCCAUAAUUUACCAGUUGUAGUAAUCAGUUUCUGAAGAGACAUUUGUACAGCAACUGAUCAAAUACACAUGAUUACACUGUUAGACAUAGGCUGGAAUUAUAUGAUACGUUUCAUCAGAUCCGACUCAAUGAGAGGAAACGGAAGCGAUGAAAACAAGGUAAUAGAAA
Molecule: messenger RNA, 4835 nt
Organism: Xenopus laevis (African clawed frog)
Lineage: Eukaryota; Metazoa; Chordata; Amphibia; Anura; Pipidae
Gene: lhx9.L
Product: LIM homeobox 9 L homeolog
Exons: 6
Coding region: 433-1632 (399 amino acids)
Biological process (GO): regulation of DNA-templated transcription; regulation of transcription by RNA polymerase II; neuron differentiation
Cellular component (GO): nucleus
Molecular function (GO): DNA-binding transcription factor activity, RNA polymerase II-specific; RNA polymerase II transcription regulatory region sequence-specific DNA binding; DNA binding
Source: RefSeq, a predicted model, not a curated record